ACAUAAGUUUGAUAUACUUUCCCUAUAUAUAUGUAUGUUAUGUAGCAUCAAUGGUCAUUCCUACUCACAGCCAAACAAAAGAUGGAUAAAAGAUGGAGUCUUGUAGGUAUGACUGCUCUUGUAACCGGUGGAGCCAGCGGAAUCGGGCAUGCCAUAGUAGAGGAGCUAGCCAGUUUCGGAGCCAGAAUCCAUGUGUGCGACAUAUCUGAAACACUGCUCAAUCAGAGUUUAAGCGAAUGGGAAAAGAAAGGGUUUCAAGUGAGUGGUUCAGUAUGUGAUGUAUCCUUUCGUCCCGAGAGAGAAACACUUAUGCAAACCGUCUCAGGGAUAUUUGAUGGCAAGUUGAAUAUUCUUGUGAACAACGUUGGCGUGGUUCACACUAAGCCCACAACCGAAUAUGACGCAAACGAUUUCUCGUUCCAAAUAUCGACAAACUUGGAAUCUGCUUAUCAUAUUAGCCAGCUUUCACAUCCUCUCCUGAAGGCUUCUGGAUUUGGAAGCGUUGUCAUGAUUUCCUCUGUUGGAGGGGUUGUAUCAAUGUGCUGUGGAUCCAUCUAUUGCCUGGCGAAAGGAGCUUUGAAUCAACUGGCCAAAGUUUUGGCGUGUGAGUGGGCAAAAGAUGGCAUACGCACCAACUCUGUUGCUCCUAAUUUUGUCAACAAAACUACUAUGGCUCAACCUUUUUUCAAGGACGCUGGUUACGAGAAGAGUUUGUUAAGUAGAACUCCACUUGGUCGCGCUGGAGAACCAAAAGAGGUUGCAUCACUUGUGGUUUUCCUGUGUCUACCUGCAGCUUCAUAUAUUACUGGUCAGACCAUUUGUGUUGAUGGAGGUCUCACUGUCAAUGGUUUCUCCUAUCAGCCAGAGGCUUGAGCUGGGACUUGUGUGUGUUGGUGAUGCAGCGUACAAGUAUAAGUAUGUUUCAAUUUGAUGUUGGGUUUUGUAAACCUUUUCCUUUCUAUCAUUAAUAAAAACCAAUAAUAAGAAACUCUAGAUUUCCAUUACUAUUGGCACUCUUUGAGAAUUCAAUAGAA
This is a messenger RNA of Raphanus sativus (radish), 1034 nucleotides long. Its product is annotated as tropinone reductase homolog At2g30670. The transcript has 5 exons. The coding region runs from base 82 to 873 and encodes 263 amino acids. NCBI's taxonomy places the organism in Eukaryota, Viridiplantae, Streptophyta, Magnoliopsida, Brassicales, Brassicaceae. Gene Ontology annotation, molecular function: oxidoreductase activity. The record is from RefSeq and is a predicted model, not a curated record.